AUGUGCACGGGCCGGAGGGUGCUGCGGCCGCCCGAGGAAGAGGAGGACGGCGGCGGCGGCGAGGAGAGCGGGGGGCUCGCGGCGGCGGGCCCGGGCCGAGGGGAUGCAGCGGACUGUGUGUGUCUGACUGUAGCUGACGCGAGGCGGCGAGGAGGCGCCGGAGAUCCGCCAAAGGGGCGACCAGGGGGCGGCCGCGGUGGCGGCCGCGAGAAGUAG
Rangifer tarandus platyrhynchus (Svalbard reindeer) is the source of this 216-nucleotide messenger RNA. The record is from the annotation of a GenBank genome assembly. NCBI's taxonomy places the organism in Eukaryota, Metazoa, Chordata, Mammalia, Artiodactyla, Cervidae.